Crotalus tigris (Tiger rattlesnake) is the source of this 1968-nucleotide messenger RNA. It is a transcript of the gene LMNTD2, whose product is annotated as lamin tail domain containing 2. Gene Ontology annotation, cellular component: lamin filament. Gene Ontology annotation, molecular function: structural constituent of chromatin. The coding region runs from base 1 to 1830 and encodes 609 amino acids. Lineage: Eukaryota; Metazoa; Chordata; Lepidosauria; Squamata; Viperidae. The record is from RefSeq and is a predicted model, not a curated record. The transcript has 15 exons. Gene Ontology annotation, biological process: chromatin organization.
AUGAGAAACAGAGAUGAAAGGCAAUAUGUGGAGAGUAAAAGAGAAGCAAAGGGAUUCCUCCUACAGAAUAGUCAAUUCAAUCUGGAAAAAAGGACAAGUCUUCUUUUGAAGGCUGAAGAAGAACUUCAAAAAGAAAAAGAUGGAGAUGAUACUAACAAACUUGAUGUACAGUGGGAAGAAAACGAGAAACCCUACAUCACCAGGGUCAGCAUGAUAUUCUACCCUGGGACUGAAAACCGAAGUGAAGAAAACUCUGCUGCUUCUUCACAGUCUAAGAAGGAAACCAGUUCUGUGCCGCAGGAUUCCAAACUGCUGGAAAACUAUCGUUCACUGGUCCUUUUGCUGCAUCAGAAGGAUCUUGAAAUUCAAGGGCUGAAGAGUGCUGCCCAAAAGACUCCAGAUGACCGACUGAGUUACAUUUUACAGGAAAUUGUGAAGUCAAAACAUAAAGGACUGUGGAAGAAGAGCCCUAGUGAAGAAGCCCUUCAAAAAGAAGUAGAUCGAUUGAAUGCCGACCUGAAUGCUGUUAAGGAGGAUUAUGCACAGGAGAUGGAAGAUCUGAAAAAUAAACUCACAGACUUGAAAUUGCACAUCAAGAAAUUGCAUCAGAAAAUAAAGACUCUGGGAGUAAAAUUAGAUGAUGAAAUUGAUUCUGAGUUCGACAUUUCUCUGGCUGAAGAGAAAAUAUUAGCACGUGAGAGCUUUGAGCUAUGGUCAGAGGUAGGAAAGAAGGCCUCAUCAGACACAAAUCAAGUAACACUUAGGAGAAUUCCAAAACACACCAGCUUUAUGGAUGCCUUUCCUACGAUUCAAAAUGAUUUCAUUAGCACUGAAGAAAAAGAAGAAUUUAUCAGCAGAUUAGCUUCUGUUUCUGAUGCCUUAAACUUACCCAUUGGUGGCACUUCAGAAGGGGGGUCACCGGAGAGCUCAGGAGCAGAGAGCAAACUACCAUCUGAACUGUCCUCGGAUGCUAUUCUCACUUCUUUGAAAUCAGAUUUUGCCUUAUUUGAGAGCAAGGUGGCAGAAUCUUCUUCAAGCCUGCCUUCCUUGGACGACAAAGUCCCAGAAAAGAAAGAUUUGGUUUCCACCCUGUGUCCUUCUAAUCUCGCUCAGCUUGGUCUUUCUCUCGGACGGCUGUCAGAGGAGGAACUAUGUCCCCACUUGAUGCACGACUCCCUUCUACAGGAAUACAAGAGAUGCUGUGCUGAAACCAGCACUCUAAGGAUCGUCAGUGUGCACCAUAAAGGCAAAUUUAUCAGAAUCUUCAACUGUUUAUUGACUAAAGAGGUUGACCUAAGUGGCUAUAUCAUCCAGCAGUGGGUGGGAGGAUAUCCAGUCUCUAUAUAUCAUUUCCCAAAGAAUGUCGUCCUGCCUGCCCAGCACCACAUCACUGUUUGGGCUGCAGGGGUCAACUUGGCUCAUGAACCAUCUUCAUUUUCCACCGCAAAGUUUUUCAAGGCAGGGCCCAACUGCCUUACCACUCUUUGUGAUCGUAAUGGCCAGAUGGUGUCACAAUACGUAAAUCCUCACCAGUUCACAGCAGCAGCAGCCGCUUACAGUGAUAACGUGGACCUUUCCAUUGACAAGUUUCCCCUUUGUGACGGCAAAGAAGAAACUAAUGAAUCCUUGUACUCCAAGUUUUCAUUCUGCCCAAGGAACUCAAAGCAACUUUCCGUAGAUUCUUCAACAAGUUUCAAAAUGUGGUGUGAUCGGUCCAUCGGAAACAAGAGGAAAACAAAAGGGGAAUUUAAAGAAAGCUCUUCUGACACUGACGAAGAUUUUUCAGUCAUGGUUUUCAGUCAUGGAAACCAGCACCCCAGGAACCAAUAAUGAGAACAUUCAAGACAACGCUUGACAACAAUUCCCGCGGUAUCUCUGAUAGGAUAGAAUAGUGCUCACUCAAAAUAUGGUUUCAACUAUAUGAUAUAUCUUCCUGCUACAACUGAUCUGCAUCUAAGGAAAUGCUGC